CAAGUACUACAAAAGGAAGAAAAAAAAUGCAUUUUCUCUACUGAAGCUAGAAUAUCCAUGGCUAUAUCUCAAGCCCCGCCUUUGCUGCUUCUUCUCCUAGUUUCACUCUUUUUUUUUCCUGCUUUGGGCGGGCUCACCAGGUUCGGAAACUGCAGCAGUACGCAAUCCGCUAGGGCCAAUUCUGUGGAUAUCUCUCCAAACCCGGUUAAGCGUUCCGGUAAUGCAAACUUUACGAUAACUGGUUAUACAAGGAAAGCAAUCCCUGGCGAAGCAAGUGUAGAGCUCAUCUUUGUGACAGAUCUUUACACAAUGACAAAGAAUUACUCCUUGUGUGAUAUAACGGCAUGCCCUGUUUCACCUGGCCCCUUUGUCCUUACUAUUCGUAACGUGUUCCGUACUCGGCUUCAAAAACGAGUACCACAAUACCGUGUUGGACUAAGGAUCAUGGAGAAGACCGUGAAAGAGCCAAUAAUGUGCAUCGGCUUCUAUUGUAAAUUCAGUGGUUCUGUGCUUGAGCUCAGUCAAGCAUUUACCUGGUAAAACUAUUUAUGUUAUUUAGAGGAAACCAACAGAGGAAGAUAU
Molecule: messenger RNA, 582 nt
Organism: Eutrema salsugineum
Lineage: Eukaryota; Viridiplantae; Streptophyta; Magnoliopsida; Brassicales; Brassicaceae
Product: MD-2-related lipid-recognition protein ROSY1-like
Exons: 4
Coding region: 58-540 (160 amino acids)
Biological process (GO): sterol transport
Molecular function (GO): sterol binding
Source: RefSeq, a predicted model, not a curated record